GUUGGUGAGAGCAGCUGAAGCAGAGAAAGGAGUUGGUUAUAUGGGAUAUUCCAUAUAGUUCACCGACAAUAAACAAACCACAGCAGAAUCAUGGAGCUUGUGGCUGUUAUGAAGAUGGCCUUAUCACCACUGUAUGAGGAGAUUUUACAUGCUUAUUAUAAUCACUUGGAACUUCUUGCUGUAGUGGGAGCCUUGUACGCGGCUCAGAAAGGCCUUUAUUUGCUGUGCGGCUGUUACCGUGCAAUCACAUUUCACAUCAGCAUUCGUAUGUUCAGUAAAACUUUCCUGGCCAGACAAUAUGGAGGGUGGGCUGUUGUGACUGGGGCCACGGAUGGUAUUGGGAAAGCAUACGCGGAAGAGCUGGCAAGCUUUGGCAUAAAUAUUAUCCUGAUCAGCCGCAAUAGAGAUAAAUUACAAAUGGUAUCGGAGUCCAUUUCUACAACCUAUGGAGUUAAAACCAGCUUCAUAGAGGCCGAUUUCAACAAGGGCCGUGAAGUGUUUCCUGCCAUUAAGGAGGCCUUGAAAGAUGUUGAUGUCGGUAUCUUGGUGAACAACGCUGGGGUGUGCUAUGAGUACCCCCAGUAUGUAACAGAUGUUCCAGAGGAUAAAAUAUGGGAGAUCAUCAAUGUCAACAUUGCUGCAACCACUAUGAUGCUGCACAUAGUGCUGCCGGGUAUGGUACAGCGAAAGAAAGGAGCAAUUAUCAAUGUGGCCUCUGCUAGCGCCCGCAUAGUAUGCCCUCAAUUAACCAUAUAUGCUGCUUCCAAGACUUACCUGGACAAUUUAACUGAAGCUUUAUACCAUGAAUACUCUUCCAAAGGAAUUUUUAUACAGAGCCUGACCCCAGUUUUUGUGGCUACAAACAUGAUAAGCCCAAUGUGUACAUUUUUUAAGAGAACGUCCAUACUGGUUCCACUAGCAAAAGACAUAGCCUAUCAAGCUGUUAGGACCAUAGGACUAUGCCGAAGGACAACAGGAUCUUAUUCUCACUCACUCCAGAUUUUCUUGGGAAAUACUCUUCCAGAGUGGGCAUGGAUUUCCAUCGUAAACUUGGUCUGUAGAGCCAUUCGCAGUAGCCAUUUUGCCAACAAGAAAAAGAAGAUUGUCCUCCAGCAGAACACGACAGAUUCUCUUCUCAGCAAUAUUAAGUAGAUGUUGUUUAUCUACCCUCAAUAAUAAACUUGGUGAAUGUUAGACACCC
Molecule: messenger RNA, 1201 nt
Organism: Pelobates fuscus (common spadefoot toad)
Lineage: Eukaryota; Metazoa; Chordata; Amphibia; Anura; Pelobatidae
Product: inactive hydroxysteroid dehydrogenase-like protein 1
Exons: 5
Coding region: 91-1152 (353 amino acids)
Cellular component (GO): mitochondrion
Source: RefSeq, a predicted model, not a curated record